CAAUCGCAAUGUGCCACACCGACACAUGGUGCGUCUACAAAAUUUCACGGAGAGCGGCCGAGGAAUAAUUAAGCUUUUGGACUUUUGUUGAUUUAGAAAAAAAUUACGUUACACGUAUGUGUGUUCUAAAUGGUAUACAGCUGAGAAUUGUCUUCGAGUAACGUGUCAUCGAAAGCGUGAAUACAAGAUGGCAUUUUCGCAAAGAAAUGUGUCCAUGGCGUCGUUAGCUUUACUCAUCCUCGCUACUUUCAUCGGUAUUAGCGAAGAAAUUGCUGUUAUGAGCAUCGACCUUGGUAGUGAAUGGAUGAAGGUCGCUAUUGUUUCGCCUGGUGUUCCUAUGGAAAUAGCUUUAAAUAAGGAAUCAAAGAGGAAAACACCAGCUGUGAUUGCAUUUAGAGAUGGAGAAAGAUCUUUUGGCGAGGAUGCCCAAGUGGUUGGAGUAAGAUUUCCCCAAAAUACUUUUUCCUACAUUCUAGAUCUUUUAGGAAAGCCUAUAGACAAUCCAAUAGUACAACUUUAUCAGAAGAGAUUUCCUUAUUACAAUAUCAUUGCUGAUGAUGAAAGGAAAACCAUAGUAUUUAGACUAAAUGAAAAUACAACAUAUACUCCAGAAGAGUUACUUGCACAAAUACUGCACAAGGGUAAAGAGAUGGCGGAAACCUCGGCCCAACAAAAAAUAAACGAAGCGGUUAUUACUGUGCCAGGAUUUUUUAAUCAAGCCGAGAGGAGAGCCUUGAUUCAAGCAGCAGAACUUGCUGGAUUAAAAGUAUUACAGCUCAUAAACGACUAUACAGCAGUUGCUUUGAAUUAUGGUGUAUUUGGCAGAACUGAAAUAAAUGAUUCUGCGCAUUACAUUUUGUUUUACGACAUGGGAGCUAGUAGUACAACCGCGACAGUUGUCAGUUAUCAAAACAUGAAGACAAAGGAGAGAGGUUUUGUAGAGACAAAUCCUUAUGUUAAUGUGUUGGGUGUGGGAUAUGAUCGUACACUUGGUGGAUUAGAAGUGCAAAUUAGAUUGCAAAAUUAUUUAGCAAAAGAAUUUGAUGCAUUAAAAAAAACAUCAAAAUCAGUAUUUACAAGCCCGAGAGCAAUGGCAAAACUCUUCAAAGAAGCUGGACGCGUCAAAACUGUACUCAGCGCCAAUGCAGAUCAUUUUGCCCAGAUAGAAGGUUUAAUAGAUGAUAUUGACUUCAGAAUGCAAGUUACAAGAGAAAAACUGGAAGAAAUAUGUGCAGAUUUAUUUGAACGUAUAACAAAUCCUGUGAAAAUUGCUUUAGAAACUUCAGCUUUGACAAUGGAUGUUAUAUCACAUGUUGUACUGGUAGGAGCAGGCACUCGUAUGCCAAAAGUACAAGAGACAUUGUCUCAAUAUGUAAAGACAGAAUUGUCAAAAAAUAUAAAUACAGAUGAAGCAGCUGCUUUGGGAGCUGCAUAUAAAGCAGCUGAUCUCAGUCAGGGUUUUAAAGUCAAGAAAUUUAUUACAAAAGAUGCUAUAUUGUUCCCAAUUCAAAUUAUGCUUAAUAGAGAUAUCGGCAAUAACAAAGUUAAACAGAUGAAAAGGACACUAUUUGGCAAAAUGAAUCCUUUUCCACAAAAGAAGAUUAUUACAUUUAAUAAAUAUACACAAGAUUUUGAUUUUGAUGUGAGUUAUUCUGAAUUAGAUUAUUUGCCUCCCACAGAAGUAAUGUCUAUUGGAGAUCUAAAAAUAUCCACUAUAUUAUUAAGUGGUGUAUCUGAAGCUUUAGAAAAACAUGCUAAGGAAGGUGCCGAGAGUAAAAAAAUCAAAGCGCUUUUUAAUAUGGAUGAGAGCGGCAUAUUGAAUUUCCUAAAUGUGGAAUUAGUGUCAGAAAAAUCAAGCACUGUUGUUGACAAAGAAGAGGGUACUUUCUCAAUACUUGGCUCAACUAUUAGUAAAUUUUUUGCAGGUGCUUCUCAUGAGCAAGAACCAUCAGAAAAAACGGAAGAGACACCGAAAGAGGAUAUAAAACCAGUACAUGAAGAACCAGAAUCUUCCGAGCCAAAGGAGUCAGAAGAAAAAGAAAAGAAGAAAAAUGACACGAAAGUAGAUGAAAAUAAAGCUUCAAAUAAGACUGAGAAGGCAGAUCAAGAAAAAAAGUCUACCAUUAUUCAAAUCAAAGAACCUAUCAAUUCAAACGAGAUCAAACUAGGAUCACAAAUCUUAUCUGGCACAAAACUCACGGAAUCUCGAGAAAAAAUACAUCGUUUGAACGUGCAUGAUUCUGAAAAAACGCGUCGAGAAACUGCGUUAAACAAUCUCGAGUCAUAUGUAAUCGAUGCGCAACAGAAGCUCGAUUCCGAAGAGUAUUCGGUUGCAGCUACAAAUGAGGAGGCCGAACAAAUCCGCGAAGCCUGUGCCGAGAUCUCCGAAUGGUUAUAUGAAGAUGGAUUUACCGCAACUGCGGAAGUAUACGAGGAGAAGUUAAUAAAAUUGCAAAAAUUAACCAACGACGUCUAUGAGAGAGUUUCUGAACACCGAGAUCGUCCGGAAGUUUUGAAAGGAAUGGUUACAUUACUCAACAACAGUAAAACGUUCUUAGAAAAUAUGCGUAACUUGAGUUCAACAACUGAGAUUAUUACACCUGUUGAAGUCGAGACACUAGAAAAAGUAAUUAACGAGACGCAGGAUUAUUACGAAACAAUUUUAAAACAUUUUGCGGAAACAUCAUUAAAUGAACCAGUAAAAUAUAAAAUUCGUCAUAUCCUAAGUAAAAUGGAGUUACUUGACAGAGAAAUUAAAUAUCUUCUAAAUAAAGUGAAGAUUUGGAGACCAAAACAGGAAAAUGCGGCGAAUCAAACGACUGAUAAAACAGAAGAAAAUGAAGAAUCUAUGCCUGAUACUGAAAAUGACAAAUUUACCGAAGAACAAACUGCAUCAGAUAAUGAAGUAGUGGAAGAACAACAAGAACCAACGCUGGAAACGAUGGAUGCUAUACAGGAUUCAUUAGUUGUAUCGGAAAGCGAGGAAUCUCGAUUAAGUGAUGAGCGAAUUCCAGAAGAAGAAAAGCAUCAAGAACUAUAAAAAAUUUAUUUAAAAAGAGUGUGUGAUUCUAUUUGUUAUUGAUCGACAAUAUCUGUCGAUUUAGGCAAUUUCUGUAGAUUACCUUCAUCCAAUGCAUUUAAAAUCAAAGUGGAAAUUCUUAUGCAUUGCUAUGGUUGGAUAAAUUAUUCUGUGAAAAUGUGAAUACAAGUUGUUUCCUCCCAUUUAAUAAUAUGUAUUUAUAUCAGAAUAUUCACAAUUUCAUUCAUUAAAGUUUAUUGAAAAAUAUUAAUUUUAUCAGAGACUGUUCGCGAUAAUUAUGUUAUACAAGUGCCAAGCAAUAACGCAGAUUCAAAUAUUUAAUUUAUUGAUACAAAAUUUAUUAGAAUUUAUUAAUUUAUUAGGUAUAAAAGAAAAUAGGUCAGUUCUGUGAAAAUUUUAUCUCAAAUCUCUACAAUUCUUAACAAAUUUUUGAACUUGCAUAUGAAAUAUCUCUCGCUGCAGGUAUAUCUUUUAUAUAUUAUAUCAUAUAGAGUUACAUGAUAUAAGAUAUACUGCAUAUUUGUUUGUAUAAAAGAUGCAGAUAAAAAAACUUGCAUAUAUUUCCUA
Messenger RNA from Camponotus floridanus (Florida carpenter ant), 3607 nucleotides. RefSeq names its product hypoxia up-regulated protein 1 (gene Grp170). Bases 188 to 3040 code for a protein of 950 amino acids. Gene Ontology annotation, cellular component: endoplasmic reticulum chaperone complex. NCBI's taxonomy places the organism in Eukaryota, Metazoa, Arthropoda, Insecta, Hymenoptera, Formicidae. Gene Ontology annotation, molecular function: ATP binding; ATP-dependent protein folding chaperone. The transcript is spliced from 9 exons. Gene Ontology annotation, biological process: endoplasmic reticulum unfolded protein response; cellular response to hypoxia; negative regulation of hypoxia-induced intrinsic apoptotic signaling pathway. The record is from RefSeq and is a predicted model, not a curated record.